This is a messenger RNA of Anopheles stephensi (Asian malaria mosquito), 1504 nucleotides long. It is a transcript of the gene meigo, whose product is annotated as solute carrier family 35 member B1 homolog. The transcript has 2 exons. The coding region runs from base 234 to 1247 and encodes 337 amino acids. The record is from RefSeq and is a predicted model, not a curated record. Gene Ontology annotation, biological process: UDP-galactose transmembrane transport. Gene Ontology annotation, molecular function: UDP-galactose transmembrane transporter activity; UDP-glucose transmembrane transporter activity. Gene Ontology annotation, cellular component: Golgi membrane; endoplasmic reticulum membrane. NCBI's taxonomy places the organism in Eukaryota, Metazoa, Arthropoda, Insecta, Diptera, Culicidae.
UUUUGUAUACGUUGGUGCCGCUGUCAUAUGCAGCAUCUGCAAAAAAAAGGAAUACGUGUUCUUUUGGAGUUCCUAAUUCCUGUGUGUCUCGCGUCCGGGAUAAAGUGUUUUUUAAUGUAUGCACUACGUGCCAUGCAUUAUAAUUUGAGCGUCUAGUGUCUAAGGAAAGUCGAAUUGUUGCCCUUUUGCCGCUGUGACUUAUUAGCUCUGACCACUCAUUAACCGGCUUUACGAUGUCGAACAAGCAAACGCUGGUAGUCUCUGCCGUGGGCAUUUUCGUGUGUUACUUUUACUUUGCGAUUCUGCAGGAAAAGAUUACACGCGGCCGGUACGGUGAUGAGCUGCAGGACGAUGGUUCACGUGGCGAGCGUUUCACCUACAUGCUGGCCCUGGUAGGCGUGCAGUGUGUCUGCAAUUGGAUUUUCGCGAAAGCUUUGCUUACGAUCACACCACAACCGGUCGACGGUACACCAAAGGUGUACUAUGCUAGCAGCGCCCUCACGUAUCUGUUGGCCAUGAUCAGCUCGAACAUGGCGCUGCGGUGGGUUGCCUACCCGAUGCAGGUUGUCGCUAAGGCUGCCAAACCGAUUCCCGUUAUGCUGCUGGGCGUGGUGGUUGGACGAAAAAGUUACACGUGGAAGAAGUACCUGUUCGUGUUGCUGAUUGUGGUGGGCGUCGUACUGUUCAUGUUCAACGAUGGUAAAGCAAACUCCGGCACCGUCCUAGAACACGAAUCACUCGGCCAACUGCUACUAAUCAUGAGCCUUUCGAUGGACGGACUAACCGGCGCGGUUCAGGAACGGAUGCGGGCGCACAGUGCCCCAUCGGCCCAGCACAUGAUGCUGGCCAUGAAUGGGUGGAGUGCAGCGAUCGUGUCGGUCGGUUUGCUGGCGACCGGUGAAGGAAAGGCGUUCGUACUGUUUACCAGCCGGCAUCCGCAACUGUUUACGCACCUUACACUGCUAGCGCUAACCGGUGCCCUGGGCCAGCUGUUCAUCUUCAUGAUGGUGUCCUCGUUCGGUGCAUUAGCCUGCUCGGUAGUUACGACGACACGCAAAUUUUUCACCGUCCUCUUUUCGGUCCUUUUCUUUGGCAACGUGCUUUGCGUCCGGCAGUGGAUUGGCGCGGUGCUCGUAUUUUGCGGCCUGUUUGCGGACAUGUUCUUCGGCCGAAAGCCACAGCCGGUAAAAAAAUUAGCCAAGGAGAAGGAAAAGAGUGAAGGUGUUCCACUGACCGAUAGGCAGUAGACCGGCUUUUGUCUAGAAAGCAUUUAAAAAACUGAUUAUUCCAUGAACAGGGUGCUAAAGCACCGUAAAGAUAGGGUGACAUUCAAAUCAAAUGCGCACACGCCAUGGUUAUUGGCUUCUCGUGAAACAAAAACAAAGAUGCUAAUCUACCUGGUAUCCCUCUGGUAAACGAUAUUACCUGCGUCCUUCAUUAGUGUAAUUAUAAGAAAACGGAAAAGUAGCAAAUAAAAAGUGAACCAUAUUUGUACGGAAUAUAA